CCAAACCUGAUGGUGUGGCUAAAGUUAGCCCCCCGUGGGCUAGUAUAUAAGGCCCCAAGGCUCCAAUACUUACAUGUCAGUCACAUCGGCUUGGCGUAGGCUUCUCUUCUUGACCAACAACAACCCCACAAACUUGAGAGAUGGCACCCAAGAAGGCCAAGAGGAGACAGCAGCAGGGUGAGGGUGGAUCCUCCAAUGUGUUCUCCAUGUUUGAGCAGAGCCAGAUCCAGGAGUACAAGGAGGCUUUCACAAUCAUCGACCAGAACAGAGAUGGCAUCAUCAGCAAGGACGACCUCAGGGACGUGCUGGCCACCAUGGGCCAACUGAAUGUGAAGAAUGAGGAGCUGGAGGCCAUGGUGAAGGAGGCCAGCGGCCCCAUCAACUUCACCGUCUUCCUGACCAUGUUCGGCGAGAAGCUGAAGGGCGCUGAUCCCGAGGACGUCAUCGUGAGCGCUUUCAAGGUCCUGGACCCCGAGGGCACCGGCUCCAUCAAGAAGGAAUUCCUUGAGGAGCUCCUGACCACCCAGUGCGACAGGUUCACCGCUGAGGAGAUGACCAACCUUUGGGCUGCUUUCCCCCCUGAUGUGGCUGGCAAUGUGGACUACAAGAACAUCUGCUAUGUCAUCACACACGGAGAGGAAAAGGAGGAGUAAAUAUCCCUCUACCAAGAUCUCUACCUCCGUUCAAACCCAUACCCGCUCCACCAUCUACUCACUCCCUCUUCUCCAACACCAUGGCUUCCUUGCACAUGCUCGCGCCCCGGUCCUUUCUUUCCGCUUGCCAGCUCACUACAAAAAGACUUGUCUCCUUUAUUGAGAUUGAGACACAGUGAGAGGACUGAAGGCUGUGGGGGUGUUUGUGUGUGAGUACCAACAGGGGAACAUGGGAUUAUUUUCAAUAAAAAUAAUCUUGUGACACCGAAACACUCUCUCUAUCUCUGUCCCUGCCUCUUGUUCCUCCUCCUUUUCCUCCCAUCACUCAUUCUGUCCUUCUGUGUUGAGGCCAACAGUGCAUGCAUCAUACCUACACGCAGGUUGUAUGCCUAUGCAGUCCAGUGUAUACAGCGGUCAGUCAAAAAAAAAACUUCUCUUGGGUGCUGUGGUGCAUGCACAGUCACUUGCUUGAAACAAGUAAGCAGCCUGACCCAAGUGGUCUGUUAGUCUUAACCCGACACAGAGUGUUUAAUGGAUUUGUCCCUUCGUUUGUAUUGGAGAGGACUGCACAGUAAAAGAGUGGGGGUACUGUACUAUAAUAGUUUCCCUACCCCCACUCUUUUUUUACAUCUGUCUCUCCCUCGCUUAUACACAGGUAUAAAAGGAAAAGUUGCAGUGAAAAGAGGAAAGCUUGUUUUUUUAAAACUUUAAAUCUUGUAAAUAGAGAAAGAGAUGGUGAAAGAUGGUGAAUGGGAGGCAGGAAAGGAAUAAACAAAAGUAAAACAGCUUUGUUUUGGACUCUCCUUCCUCCCUCUCACUGCUGUUUCUCUCCUGUUGUUGUGACUGUGUCUAUGUCUCCACUGUAACAAAUAAAGAAGCACAAAUAAAAUCCAUUAUCUUUCGUA
Molecule: messenger RNA, 1558 nt
Organism: Seriola aureovittata
Lineage: Eukaryota; Metazoa; Chordata; Actinopteri; Carangiformes; Carangidae
Gene: mylpfb
Product: myosin light chain, phosphorylatable, fast skeletal muscle b
Exons: 6
Coding region: 141-653 (170 amino acids)
Biological process (GO): skeletal muscle tissue development
Cellular component (GO): cytoplasm
Molecular function (GO): calcium ion binding
Source: RefSeq, a predicted model, not a curated record